GUGGGGGCUGACGGGCUGCUGAAGCUCAGCGGCUCCGCGCUCAACAAUGAGUUCUUCACCUCGGCCGCCCAGGGCUGGAAGGAGCGGCUGGCAGAAGGCGAGUUCACCCCCGAGAUGCAGCUCCGGAUCCGGCAGGAAAUCGAAAAGGAGAAGAAGGUGGAGCUGUGGAAGGAGCACUUCUUCGAGAGCUACUACGGCCAGAGUUCUGGGCUGAGCCCCGAGGAGUCGGAGCGGCUGACGGCGCAUCCCGAGGCAGAGCCCGCCCAGCCCCGGAGCAGCCCGGCAGCUCCACGCCGGGAACACGGCCCCUCUGCCCCCGAGGCCAAGGCACAGCCAGCCCAGGAAGCACCAGCAGCGAAAAAAGGAGCAGAGGAAGGAAGAGAGGAGGCACCAAAGCCGGCCAAGCCCCCCGAGGCCUCGGCGAAGCCCAGCGACCGUUCUGUCCCCGUCAGAGAGAGAGUCCAAGGAGAAUCCGUGCAGGACAGACCCCAAAGUGCCACCAGGCAGAAGCCAGAGGAAGAGAGGAAGCUCAGUGCAGCCAAGGAGGUGCCAGGGAACGAGGCUGUGGGUGCCCCCAGCAAACCAAAGAGCCCCGGGGCAGGGGAGGCAGCAGCCAAGGGGCAGAGCCCGGCGGGGGCUCCGGCCCCACCCGAGGAGAAGCCCCCCGUGAGUGAGGACAUGGAGGUCAGCGUGGAGCCCCACAAGAGGAAGGCAGAGAGCCCCGAGGAAGCUCCAGCCACCCCUGAGAAGAAGCCCCGGGUGGUGGAGCCCUGCAGGCACCACCAGGCCUUUCGGGGCCAGCCCCAGCCCUUUCCUGGCGCCGGGACCCCCGUGCCACGAGUGCCCCCCCUCAAGAUCCCCGUCUCCAGGAUCUCCCCGAUGCCAUUUCCUGCGGGCCAGGUCUCUCCCAGGGCACGUUUCCCCCUCUCCCUCGCCAGUCCGGGCAGGACAGGGGCCAGGACCUUGGCCGACAUCAAGGCGAGAGCCCAGCAGGCCAAGGCUCAGAGGGCAGCGGCCGCCGCCGCCGCCGCCAGCGCCGCCGCCGCCGCCUCGGCCGGGGGGACCGUGCCGGGGCCCGGCCCGGGCGGGGGGAACACCCAAACUGGAACGGCGGGAAACCCACUGGAACUGGCAGGAACUGGAGGCGGGGGAGGUUCGAGAAGGUUUCUUCCCCGUUCCCAGCUGGAGAGCCCGGCGGCGGAGCAGGGAGCUCCUGGCCAUCCUCCUGGAGCACAACUACAGCCAAGGGCCCCCGGGCCCGGCUCCUCCUCCUCUGCAGCCCCGGCAGUGACGGUGACCCCGGGGACGGGAUCCCCUUGCGCUGGGACACCCACGGCCUCGGGAGGGACCAGCUCUGAGGAUUCCAAAAGCAAACCCCCUUCCCCUCUGGUGUCCUCACUUCCACCCACAGGCCCCGAGGCCCAGGCUGGAGCCGUGGGCGCCGCUGCCCCCGUCCCGCCCUGCGGCGCUUCCUCGGCAGCCCCCGGCCUUAAAACCCCCCCCAGAGCCAGCUCCAGUAUUCCUGCCAACAACCCUUUGGUCACCCAGCUGCUCCAAGGCAAGAGCGUCCCCCUGGAGCAGAUCCUGCCGAAGCCGCUCACCAAGGCAGAGGUGAGAGCGGUGCCCGUGGCCCCUCGGGAAGAGAAAGGGGCGGCGGCUCCUCCCGCUGCUCCCGGGAACAGCGCCGGGGCCGAGGCGGGCGACAGACCGUCGGGUUUGCCCUCACAGCAGCUGGGGAAGGUCUUCUGCCAGAACAGGCCUCUGCCUCACAUUCCAAGGACCUUCCCGCUGCCCUCGGGAAAGGAGCCCGGCCCUGAGCAGCAGCAGAGCCACGAGGCGCUGAGCAAGGCGACCCAGGAGCAGAUCCUCCAGACCCUCAUCAAGAGGGUGCAGAGGCAGAACUCGUUGCCCGUCCUUCAGCCCUCGCAGCUGAACCCCCCACACUCAGGUUUCCCGGCGGAAAGCAGCUCCACCAGCCAGAGGUUCAUGCUGGGCUUCACGGGCAGGAGGACGUCCAGGCCUGCCAUGUCCGGUCAUUACCUGCUCAACGUCUCCACCUACGGCCGCGGCUCGGAGAGUUUGAGGAGAGGCUUCUCCUUGAACCCCGAGCUCCGCCUGGGGCUGAGCAGUCCCGCCGAGGGUCCCAGGGCAGAGUUUGGGGAGUGCGAGGAGGGGCCCGGCCGGGGCAGCAGCAGCAGCAGCGAGGAGGACGCGGACGACGAGAGCACCGGCGACGAACAGGAGCACUUGGGCGUCAAGGAGGAGUCUGGUCAGCGUGAGAGAGAGCGGGGGUCUCACAGCACCAGCCCCGCGGAUCCCGGCUCCCUGAGGGCGAGGGCUGGGAAGGCCGAGGCCGGCGCUGGCACCAAGGAGAACCCUCCGGCGCUGGACGGCACCGCGCUGGCCCGGGACCUGCUGCAGGCGGCGCAGGAGCAGAUGGCCCACGCCAUGA
This is a messenger RNA of Neopelma chrysocephalum (saffron-crested tyrant-manakin), 2452 nucleotides long. Its product is annotated as putative Polycomb group protein ASXL2. The transcript has 5 exons. The record is from RefSeq and is a predicted model, not a curated record. The annotation marks the transcript as partial. Gene Ontology annotation, biological process: positive regulation of transcription by RNA polymerase II; animal organ morphogenesis. Gene Ontology annotation, cellular component: PR-DUB complex. NCBI's taxonomy places the organism in Eukaryota, Metazoa, Chordata, Aves, Passeriformes, Pipridae. Gene Ontology annotation, molecular function: peroxisome proliferator activated receptor binding; chromatin binding.